AUGGAGUGGUGGGGGGUGGCGCUGGUGGACGCCGCGGAGCGCCGCAUGUGCGUGUGCGAGUUCCCGGACGACGACCACUUCUCGAGCCUGGAGGCGCUGGUGGUGCAGACGGGCCCCAAGGAGUGCCUGCUGCCCAGCUCAGAGUCCAGCCAGGAGUACGCCGCCGUGAAGAAGGUGGUGGAGAGGAGCAGCGUGCUGGUGACGCCGCGCAAGAAGGCAGAGUUCGGGGUGGACAGCCUGUUCCAAGACCUGAACCGGCUGAUAGCGUUCAAGAAGGGCCAGCAGGAGAACUCCAUGGCGCUGCCGGAGACCACGCUCGGCGUGGCCGUCUGCUCGCUCGCCGCCCUCAUCAAGUACUUGGAGCUGGUCAGCGACGCCUCCAGCCUGGGGCAGUACAGCCUGUCCGUGCUGGACUGGUCGCGCUACGUGCACAUGGACGCGGCCGCGGUGCGCGCCCUGAGCCUGCUGCCCCCGCCCGGCGCCACGGCCGCCAACGCCCACCACAGCCUGCUGGGUCUGCUGGACCGCUGCCGCACGCCCCAGGGACACAGGCUGCUGGCGCAGUGGCUGAAGCAGCCACUGAGGGACGCGAACGCGGUGCGGGAGCGCCAGGACGUGGUCGGCGCGCUGCUGGCGGGCGUGGAGCUGCGCCAGGCGCUGUCCCAGGAGCACCUGCGCCGCGUGCCGGACUUCCAGGCGCUGGCACGGCGCCUGCUGCGCGGGAAGGCCUCCAUGCAGGACCUGUACCGGAUCUACCAGGCGGUGAAGCGGCUGCCGGCCCUCGUGGAGGCGGUGGGCGCCCCCGGCCAGGACGCCACCCUGCGGGCCGUGUGCGCCGAGCCCCUACGAGACCUGCUGCGCGACAUGGCCAAGUUCCAGGACAUGGUGGAGUCCACGCUCGACCUGGAGCUGGUGGACCGGGGCGAGUUCCUGGUGAAGGCCUCCUUCGACGAGGACCUGCAAGAAAUGCGCUCCAACAUGGACUCCCUGGAGGAGCGCAUCCGGCAGCAGCACGUCAGAGUGGCGGCGGAGCUGGCGAUGGAGCCGGGCAAGACCUUGAAGCUGGAGUCCAGCAGCCAGCUGGGGUACUUCCUCCGCGUCACGCUCAAGGAGGAGCGAGCCAUCCGGGGCAACAAGGCGUUCCAGACCAUCGACACCAACAAGAGCGGGGUGCGGUUCCGCACGCCCGCCCUCUCGGAGCUCAACGCCGAGUACCUGUCGGUCCGGGCUCGGUACGCCGAGCAGCAGAAGGCCAUCGUGUCGGAGAUCACGACCAUCGCCGCGGGCUACGUGGGCACGCUGCAGCAGCUGAACGGCACGCUGGCGCAGCUCGACGUGCUGACGAGCUUCGCGGAGGCCGCGGCGAGCGCUCCCAAGCCGUACGUGCGGCCGGAGCUGGUUGAGGACGGCGCCCCGCGCGUGAUGAGCUUCAAGCAGCUGCGCCACCCGUGCCUCGAGGUGCAGGAGGGCGUGUCCUUCAUCGCCAACGACGUGCACUUCCAGGAAGGGGAGCGGGUGUUCUCCGUCAUCACGGGCCCCAACAUGGGCGGCAAGAGCACGUACAUCCGCUCGGUGGGGUGCGCCGCGCUGCUGGCGCAGGUGGGCAGCUUCGUGCCGUGCGACGAGGCGCGCCUGAGCCUGGUGGACGCCGUGCUGGCGCGCGUGGGCGCGGAUGACUGCCAGCUGCGCGGCAUGUCCACCUUCAUGAUGGAGAUGGUGGAGACCGCGGCCAUCCUCAGGAUGGCGACCAGCAACUCGCUGGUGAUCAUUGACGAACUGGGGCGCGGCACUUCGACGUUCGAGGGCUGCGGUCUCGCCUGGGCCAUCGCAGAGCACCUGGCCAAGGAGGUGAAGGCGUUCUGCCUGUUCGCCACGCACUUCCACGAGCUGACGGAGCUGGCGAGCUGCGUGCCGGCGGUGGUGAACCAGCACGUGAGCGCCAUCACUGCGUGCGACACGCUCACCCUGCUGUACCGCGUGCUGCCCGGCGCCUGCGACCAGAGCUUCGGCGUGUUCGUGGCGCGCACCGCCCGGUUCCCGCCCGAGGUGGUCGAGAUGGCAAAGAAGAAGCAAGCAGAAUUGGAGUUUCAUGAAAAUUUUGAUUUUAAUGGAACUGUGGAGGAGAGGAAGAAAAUCAUAGAGGAGGGGGAGCGGGUCAUCCGGGAGUUCCUGGACGCCUGCAGGCGGCUCCAGGGCGCUCCAGAGGACCAGGUGUCGUCCGGGCUGGCGGAGCUCAGGGCCGGCGUGGCGGCCAGCGAGAACCCGUACGUCCGAGCGCUGUUGGCGGCCCACAGCGAGGAGCGCGUUCCCGAAGCCUCCGCCUGAGGAGUUCCUGCUCACCACGUCUUUUAUACCUCACCUGUUACCUGUUCACCACGUCUUGCCGUCUUGAGCAUUUUUUAUACCUCACCUGUUACCUGUUCACCACGUCAUGUUGUCUUGAGCAUUUUUUUAUACGUAACCUGUUACAGUAAUAAAUGUAUAUUUUUUUUCUUA
Molecule: messenger RNA, 2496 nt
Organism: Bacillus rossius redtenbacheri
Lineage: Eukaryota; Metazoa; Arthropoda; Insecta; Phasmatodea; Bacillidae
Gene: spel1
Product: DNA mismatch repair protein Msh2
Exons: 14
Coding region: 1-2325 (774 amino acids)
Biological process (GO): mitotic recombination; mismatch repair
Cellular component (GO): nucleus; MutSalpha complex
Molecular function (GO): mismatched DNA binding; ATP binding; ATP-dependent DNA damage sensor activity
Source: RefSeq, a predicted model, not a curated record